GUCGUUUUGUUGUUAUCUUUUUUAUUUUUUCUUUUUUUUCUUGAAGAAGCAUAGCAUUUCGGAUAUUCCCAUUAGCUGCGUCCCCAACAAGUUAACCCGAGUAGAGUCCCUUGUAUCCCGGCUCUGGUCCAUUGUCACCAGUGCGUAUUUGCAAGCCUCCCACACUCCACUCUCUCUCUAAGAAUCAAAUCAAUCACCACCGCCGAUUUUGCCACGCCGCCUAUCCCUCGCACAUCGAUACGGUCAAGCCGUACCUUCGAGAUCGUCCUUCGCAGUGUUGCGUCGCCCGACAGCGAAUCGAUCCCACCAUACACUUACACACAAUUUUCCGCCCUAUCAACACCUGCCAAUGUUUUCCUCAUGUCCAGCACGUCACCCCAGCCUGGAAGUACCGCAAUACCACAUCCACAACCACCACCUCCACUCAAGGAGCCGACAAACCCAGUUCAGGUAUCGUCGUGUGGUAACCCUGUCGAUCCAGCACAAGUCCUGUCGCAGGGGCCGCCAGACCGCAGCCGUAUUCCUGUCUCAGCGGCAGAGGCAGAAAAGACAAGCAAUGGCACGAGCGCAAGCACGACCGCAGGCACAGGCACAGGCACAGCUGCUGCAACGAUAAACGCUACACCUCCACCACUCCCCCCGGGUGUAGAUGCUGCUUGUCCUUCCACCCCUGCGCAGAACCAGCAGCAUGGCGCCGGUAAUGCGGACCAGAAUAAAAAGCCCCGAGGCCCAGUCUUACCUCGACCUACUGGCCCGUCCCUGCUGACGCAAGCCUUGGCUUCCGCCCGUGGUAUACUCUCUAAUACCUCGACCCCCGUUAUUGCCCAGCCGGAUCCGAACCGUGUCCUGUCACAUAGUCCCGGCAACCAGGGUCCUACCUCUCCCUCUACUACUUCUUCUUCUUCCCCUCUGCACCAACCACACAACGCCCCUCCAACGCUACCCCCAGGUUCAUCUUACACCUCUCCUUCGCCCACCGCUACUCCAAUCUCGACGUCACCCCACAAAACCAAUGAUGCCCGCAGCGAUGCCGCACCGCAUGGGCUCAGCAACUCUUUAACGACGCAAACUGGCCUCCCACCCCGAUCGUCAGUCAUGUCGGCCUCGACCGUGGUUUCUACCCUCACCGUCUCCGGCUCGCUUCCCGUAGCUAACCCAAAGCUGCACCUACACGUUGGUUACAAUGUCCUGGAUUCGAGCGGGUUAGAUGCCAGAAGUCGGGCCAUCAAUGGCCGCCGGCCGAAAAACGCCGACAGGGUUGGGUCUUCUGAUUACCCGGACUCGACGCAUCUUUCAUUGAGAGCUCCGAGUGCCCCCACUUUGAGUUCUUCAGCAGGCGCAAAGCCGCAGUCGACAUCGCCCAGCGUACACCCUCGGCCAAACUUGACUACCAAGCAAGGAGCAGACUCGGCUUCGGUCGACGAUCGGAAUCUUACAAGGAAGCAAAGUAUGGAACAUAAGGUAUCUGUCGGACCAGAAAAGAUCUGGUCUAUAGGUAGUGGCGAGUCGGAUUGCCUCGAGGAUGGACAAGUAGAGAAGUCGGUGACUGAAGUCAUAUCCGGCGUCGAGCACAACAAUCGCAGCCGCAAAGCUAGUCAUAGUCUCCGCUUUUUCAAGGAAGGACUACCAGAAGAGAGAAACAAGAAGAAAGAUUCUUCUAAACAUACCGGUCAUGUAUGGGAUACUACAUCCCCGAGUCUUGAGGCCCCAGCAACAAUUCCGGAACAUUCUGUCGCUGAAAGCGAUUCAGCCCUUUCAUCGUCACCAAAGUCUGUGGAUCCUCAUGCUGAUAUAUUUCACCAAAUUCAACGUUCGACCUCGGUCAAGAAGGCCAAGGAGAAAGAUGCCAUCAAGAAGGGAUCUGGUAAUGAUUAUUUUGCAGACGUCGAGCCGGGCUUCACGUCCAAGUUCGCAGAUCGCCGCCAAGACAUCCCACAGCCCAAGGAAUAUGAAGUGCUGCCCGAUCCUGCACUUGAGCUUGAGAAGGAGGUGCCUCGUGAAAGGAGGAAGUCUAGCGACAGCAUCUUGUCUACAAGGAGUACCGACGAUGGAGAUGACUCGGGCGAGGAGAAGAUAUCCUCUGCGGUCUUCGUGCCCCACCAAGCUCCACAGGAACAGAUGGGAACUCCUGCAGACCCCGUGAGUAUCCCGGGUCAAGCUAAUGGGCAGAGGAUAUCGCCCAGAGCCGACGGUUGGCUCGUCAAGGCUGACGAGCCAGAAGUCGAUCGUCGCGAUGAAGCUGGUGAUGAGUCAGGGGCACUCACUUUGUCGGGGUCAGACCGAACUUCUGUUACUCAAGGAUCCGGUCUAGAGCAGCCCGUCUCGAGGUUGCCCCCGCAAGGAGCCUCUGCUAUCAUAGACUUCGCAGCACCUAGAGGUGAUCUGAACGGGCCAUCUCAGCAACUGCAAACUGCAGUAACCUAUGAAGAUCAACCAUCCCCGCAACCUUUGGAGGCGAUUGAGUUGAUUCCUUACAAACACCAAGUCGGUGGUCACACAACACUCUGGCGAUUCUCAAAGCGUGCAGUUUGCAAACAAUUGAACAACCGGGAGAAUGAGUUCUAUGAGAGGAUUGAGCGAGAUGUUAGGGAUCUCCUCGCUUUCCUUCCUAGGUACAUUGGGGUUCUCAACGUGACUUUCAAAAAGCAGCCACGCCGCAAAUCCACGCUUAAGAGAGAGGAUACGGCUGCUUUAGAGCGAAAGCUGCUUGACCAGAGCGAUUUGAAAAAGGCCCUAGGGAGCAAUGGAGCUGUUGGUCAACAUGAAGCCGUGUCUAGCCCAGCUGAGGAUACAAAUGCGGCCCCUACGCACACUAGAGUAAUCAGUCAAUCUCUGCAAUCUAGUCAAAUUCCGGUGCCUACUGUCACUUUUGUUGAUAAUCAACAUAUUCUGCCGCGCAAUCUGCUGCAGCCUUCGCCAAGUCCGACUAUCGAGGUCGGUAGCAGCCGCGUUAGAAGCAGCUCGGCUGUCACCGUGCCAGGUUGUAGUCCGGAUGGGCGGAAAAAGGCCGCGAGCCGGCCAACGCUUGAAGAUCGACAUGCGAACAGCUGGGGUGCCACAACGGUCAACAAGGAUUUGCGGAACAAGGUUUUCAACGACGUUUUCAUGAAGACACCUUUUCCAAUGCGGCCACACCGCAGGUGGCACUCGCAGCGUGCACCCCUUCCAAGGUCCUCACUGCCGAACUUUUUGGUGCCUGCAGGCAGUGUUGAGGACAGGGCAGAAUCCGAGCCUGAUCUUCCGCCACGCCGCUCGAGCACUGGUCAAGCCAGCUCUCGGUUACGCAACAGCUUGAGCGAUAUGGGGCCCGAAAUUGAUCAUUCAGAGAGCACAUCGGUGCCGAAGAACGUCCAGGACAGACUCAAAGCAGAGGAAGAUGUCGGACCUAAGGACAUUACGGGCACAAGUGCACCAGAGCCCGAGAUUCCUGUCGAGAAGGGAGCUUCUCAGGGUAAACGUCGUCGGUAUUCUGGUACGGCUUUGCGCAGGAGGGCCAAAGAGGGGUUGGAUUCAUCUGAGAGGAAACUGCAAUACUUUCAAGAGCCCGACGAUGAGGACUUCAAACGGGAAACUGAUUUUGAUACCGGAUUGGUUCCUGCAGCAGUGGAGGGAAACUCACAAAAAAACCCAACACAAAACGAUAACGGGCGCCCCAGGAGCACAGACUCAGAUGCAGGACCGGCGACUUUGCAUCUUGAGCCAGAAGAGACGCCUGUCACGUCCCCCGGCUGGACUAUAAGCAAUUACCCUUCAACAGUUACAUCGGGGGCCGCCAGCCCAUCGACCGAGUUCAAGCGAAUAUCGCGACCCGUCAACCCCAAGGAGGCCCGCGUGGCCGAUUCGCGCGUGGAAUACUUCCUCCUGCUUGAGGACUUGACCGCAGGCAUGAAACGGCCAUGUAUCAUGGACCUCAAGAUGGGGACCCGUCAAUACGGAGUCGACGCGACCCCUAAGAAGCAGGCUUCACAGCAACGCAAGUGCGCAGCCACCACGUCGCGGAGCCUCGGCGUACGGGUCUGCGGGUUGCAAGUGUGGGACGCAGCGCAACAGACAUAUAUAUUUCGAGAUAAGUACUAUGGCCGGGACCUCAGACCUGGGGCCGAAUUCCAGGAGGCGUUGACGCGAUUCCUGUACGACGGUGUGGAUCCGGCGAGCAUCCUUCGACACAUACCCACCGUCCUGUCCAAGCUUAGAGAGUUGGAGGUCAUCAUUGAAAAGCUAGACGACUACAGAUUCUAUGCGGCCAGCCUAUUGAUGUUUUAUGACGGAGAUCGGAGCGGCGAUGACGGGAACGAGACCGCGAUCGAGGAUUCGACUACGGACUUUGCCACGGACACUGAAGAGGGACGCACGGCUGCCUCGGUUGCCGCGCGCAAGAGUCGCAAGCGUAACAAGCGCGAGAUUGAUUUCAAGAUUGCCGACUUUGCCAACGGAGUCACAGCCUUGUCCGGUGGUUAUGGGGCCGAGGACAGGCCCUGUCCGCCACAGCACCCCGGCCAGCCCGACCGCGGCUUUCUGAGAGGCCUAAGAAGUCUCCGGCGCUACUUUUUGAAGAUCCAGAGGGAGACGAGGGAGCAGCUCGGACUCGGGCUUCUUGGCAGUCGUCACGGAGUCAAUUACGAUGGCGCGGCCGACAGCGGCUUUGGUGGCGAUGAUGGAUGGGAUGAGGACGAGGGUUCUGUGAGCGAAUGAGAGGGUGCUUGCCGAUGAUGGAACAAAGAUUUGUAUUACGAAAUUAUGGAUCUGGAUGUUUUAUCCGGAAGUGGGAUAGAAGAUGUGAGAGAGGGUUGCUUUUUUUUCUUAGUACAAAUUGCUGCUGAAUUCUUUGUCCUGAAUCUUUUUAUUGUUCGUUUCUUGAUUUCUUUACCAUGAAAUGUUUUGGUCUUGGUCUCUGUUUUUCUGCAUGUCUAUAGAAUACCCCCUUUUCCAUCGGUCUCUUAUGUUUUACGAAACAUUACUGCAAAGGUCUGGCCUGGCGUCCUUUUCAAAGUGAUACAGGACAAAAACGAGCAAAAAAGAGGAAAAAACAAAACUUAGCUUACUGGAUGGUUUCACUACAUACCUACUACUAUUACAGGAUUGCCUGGUGAUGAUGCUUGCUUUUUACCUUGGGAAAAAAAGAAUCUACGAUGCGGAUGGGGG
This is a messenger RNA of Pyricularia oryzae 70-15, 5142 nucleotides long. RefSeq lists its product as uncharacterized. Gene Ontology annotation, biological process: inositol phosphate biosynthetic process; phosphatidylinositol phosphate biosynthetic process. The transcript has 2 exons. Gene Ontology annotation, molecular function: inositol hexakisphosphate kinase activity. NCBI's taxonomy places the organism in Eukaryota, Fungi, Ascomycota, Sordariomycetes, Magnaporthales, Pyriculariaceae. Bases 361 to 4692 code for a protein of 1443 amino acids. The record is from RefSeq and is a predicted model, not a curated record. Gene Ontology annotation, cellular component: nucleus; cytoplasm.